Phasianus colchicus (ring-necked pheasant) is the source of this 4465-nucleotide messenger RNA. It is a transcript of the gene HOMER2, whose product is annotated as homer scaffold protein 2. NCBI's taxonomy places the organism in Eukaryota, Metazoa, Chordata, Aves, Galliformes, Phasianidae. Gene Ontology annotation, biological process: G protein-coupled glutamate receptor signaling pathway; protein phosphorylation. Gene Ontology annotation, molecular function: G protein-coupled glutamate receptor binding; ATP binding; protein serine/threonine kinase activity. The record is from RefSeq and is a predicted model, not a curated record.
GGAAGGGAGGCGGCGGCAGGAGGAGGAGCAGGACGCCUCGCCGUGCCGCCGCAGCCGGGAGCCGAGAGCGGGGCGGCCGCAUGUGCGAAGUGGGAACCCGGCCGCCGCUGGCCGCCGAACGCGGGGAGCCGCCCGGGGGAGCCGCCGCCGCCGCCUCCGAGAGGUGCCGAGACAUGGGAGAACAGCCCAUCUUCACCACCAGAGCCCAUGUCUUCCAAAUUGACCCCAGCACGAAGAAGAACUGGGUCCCCGCAAGCAAGCAGGCUGUAACUGUUUCCUACUUCUAUGACAGCACGAGAAACAGCUAUCGGAUUAUCAGUGUGGAUGGAGCCAAGGUGAUCAUAAACAGCACAAUCACCCCCAACAUGACCUUCACCAAAACCUCGCAGAAAUUCGGCCAGUGGGCGGACAGCAGAGCCAACACUGUGUUUGGGUUGGGCUUUCCCUCUGAGCAGCAGCUGUCCAAGUUUGCAGAGAAAUUCCAAGAAGUGAAAGAGGCUGCCAAGCUAGCAAGAGACAGAUCUCAAGAGAAAAUUGAGACCUCAAGUAAUCAUUCACAGGAAUCUGGGCGUGAAACACCAUCUUCCACCCGAGCAUCUAGUGUGAAUGGGACAGAUGAUGAGAAGGCAUCCCACGGUGGUUCUGCUGAGGCACAGCUCAAAUCUGAGAAUGAUAAACUAAAAAUUGCUCUAGCCCAAAGUUCCUCCAAUGUAAAGAAGUGGGAGACAGAGCUGCAGACACUGAGGGAGAGCAAUGCCCGUCUGACCACAGCGCUGCAGGAGUCGGCUGCCAGCAUAGAGCACUGGAAGAAGCAGUUCUCAGCCUGCAAGGAGGAGAAUGACCAGCUCAGAAGCAAGAUUGAAGAACUGGAGGAGCAGUGCAAUGAAAUCAAUAAAGAGAAGGAAAGAAACGCACAGCUGAGCAGACGUCUCCAGGAGCUGGAAACAGAGCUUCAAGACAAAGAGCUGGAACUGGAAGAGCUCCGAAAGCAGGGUGAAAUUAUACCACAGCUCAUGUCAGAAUGUGAAUCUGUAUCUCAACAAUUACAGGAUGCUGAGAAUAAGAACAAAGAUCUUGAAGAGAAAGUCAGAACACUAAGGACAGAAGUUGAAGAAAGCAAACACAGGCAGACCAACCUUAAAACUGAAUUAAAGAAUUUUUUAGAUGUACUAGAUGGGAAGAUAGAUGAAUUACACGAUUUCCGACAAGGACUGUCUAAGCUUGGAGUUGACAACUAGAUGGCAAUAGAUUUUUGUAAUCUAGGGUCUGGAUGUUUGAUGUUUUGUUGAUCCCAAUCAUGUGUUUUACAAAAUAUAACUAGAAUGUUCCACCUGUUUGCAUUGUUUUUGUACAUAGAGGCUGAAAAUUUGCUGUAGGUUAUUUUGGGUUUUUGUUUAUUUGUUUGUUUUCCAAACCAAUUGUGCUGCUCACUGAAUUCUUUUGAGGUUAGAAACUUUCUAUGCUGCUGCUCCAGCUUUGUGGGGUUGGGAACAGGUAGAGGGUUCUGUCUCAGGAAUCUGGAACUAGAUCUACCUUAAAAUGAAUAUGCAGUUAGUUGUUGCAGGGAAAUUUAUAUCUUUCUUAAGGGCUGUUGCAACCAUAGAAACGGAAAACAAGUCUUUUUUUUUUUUUUUCCAAACUAUCAGCACUCCUAGCAACGUAUCCUUUUAUUCCUUGGCCAAGCAGAGAGAUUAGAUGGAGCUCCUGCAGUCUGUAAAUCAGCCUGGUAAAAUGUGCCUGUGAUGAGCUGCAGCCAAGUGAAUCACUUGACAUGCAUGCCAGUAUCUUUAGGGACCACAUCGAUCAGGCCUGAUUCAGAGAGUAAAAUCUAGAGGAUUUCACAUAACCUUCAAUUCAGGCUGCAUGUGCUUGCUUGGGUCCAUGCAGUGCCAAGACAACAGUGUAGAAAUGAAUUCCAGCUCUAACACUUCAAGUCACACAUUACCCAUAGGUGAGGACAGCUCCUCUUGCUUAGCAAGGCCAUCUCUCUUUUGAACCAUCAUCUCAGUUUUGAACCCUUACUGUGCAGUCACUGCGUGUGCCUCUGAAAAGUGCGCACCUGAUUCUUGGGACCAGAUUUUAAUUGUAGGAGGGGACAUACUGCUGCUUUGUACGCAGUGCCCGUGCACCUCUGCUCACCUCCAUCACUGCUGCUCGGCUGCCACAGCAGGGGCACAGGAGGUGUGAUCAGAAAAGCAUCAGGAGGUCAUAGGAAGCAGCUUCCUGCCCAGGAGACUUGCAGGUAAUGACUGCAUGAAACCAAAACCCCUUUCUUUCCUAUGAUUCCUGCGUUCCCCCCUCAGGGGUCAGGCGGGUGGGAGUUAGUCACUAAGUUAGACUGACCAAAAAAAAAAAGUCCUAACCCAAUCUCUAAGGCAGAAAAUGUAGUCUUUGUUUAUUCAGCAGCUCUAAAUAUGUUUUGAGAAAUGCAGACUUGUACACUGGACGCAGUGAGGACAUUGCUGCAUCACUGACUAAUGUGAGAAGGACCGGAGAGGAGCCCACAUCUUGCUUUUAUCCCUAGGAAUGCCGUCAGCUUCUUCCAUUUCUUUCUCCAUAUCCUGGUUUAAGAUUCUGUUUACACUGCAUCUGAAUUCAUUCAGGAAAGAACUUGUGAUUAUGGAUAUUAUAUUUGCUUCUGUCAGGUGGAAGUUUGGUGAAGCACCAGGUGAGUGCAUUCCAGAAGUGACUGAUUCAGUAGCCAUGCCAUAAUGUUUGCAUAUUAUUUCUUGGGGACUUUUUCUUUCUUGGCGUGUUUCGAUUAUAAAAGUGACCUUUAGAAGAUGUGGGUUAUAGAUGAAACACGCGUUGAAUUAUUUUUUCACGUGGCUCUAUAAUCCACAUGCUGGAGAUGACUUUUGUCUGCCAUUGUCCUAUGAGUUUUCAUUUCAUGCAUUGUGUUACCAUCAUUGCCUAUUGUUCAGACUGGACUUUUUGUACUCUUUUAAUCCUUUUAAAUGACACAUGUGAAGCUGGGACCUUUUAUAGCCACUAUGACCAUUUAAGUCUUUAGAAAAAAAAAUGCUGUAGGCUGUUGAAAUUUAAAAAUAAAAAUAAAAAUCAGGUACAUAGCAUGUAGGCGUGUGAAAAUUAAACUUUGUCAGCCUGGAAUAUUCAACAGUUGCAUAAUGUGGGGUUAGGACAGACUUCUCAAAAUUGAGAAUGACGUCAGAAACUGUGUGUGGUGGUGAGCAAGCAAUCUCCAUUUUUAGUCUAUUUGAUAGCAAGUCCGCAAUCAUGAAACAGGCAGCUUGUCCCGCUUCUCCUCUUUCCCCCAUACUGCUGCAGAGCUCCAUGUGUGGGGGAGCAAUACAGGCAGUCAGGGCUCCUGGUUGCAGUGCUCACCAUGCCUGCACUAAGGACCCUGCUCCGUCUCCUGCUUCCUUUUGUCUGUUAUGUGAUCUUAGGGCUUCUCGCUCUGGUUUUAAUAUAAAAUACGGUCAAAGGAGUGCAAAAGACUCUGCAAAUAAAUAAUUCUAUUGAGAUUAGUCCAGGCUUUUUCCAGCUUUAGUCAGAUCUGUUGCAGAUCCCAGAGCUUGAUUUUAUUCAUUAUUACAGCUCAGGGCUGUGUAAACCCAUAUGGCUGGUGAGGAGGAAUGUCAGCUCUAUAUCCAUUGUACAUGAGGCUGUAUCUCGCCUUGAGCACCCAUGAUCUCACUCUCCACACACAGGUUUCUCCCUCAGAGUGGUGCAUGGCAGGAUGUGUCCUACCUCAGCUGUGUGCUGCAUGUUUGCAAAGGCCUUCUGCCUGGCUCUGAGUGCCACUGCUGCCCCUCAAGUAUGCCCUGCCCUGGUGGCAUCUGGAAAGCUGGGGCUCUGGGAACAGAAAUCUGACACUCUUUAGUGAGAGUGACUGCCUGUCUUCCGUGCUCUCCAGAGAGAUACUCUUCUGACACAGUGUUAGAGCUGCUGGUAGUCUUGGUUUUUCUCUUGGAGCAGUGGCCAAAGUAAGCUGAACAGAUCCAGUAGAAAUGGUCAGUGGCAGAAAAAUGACUUGAGAUGAUUGUCAUCAAGGGGAAUGGAAUGUUUCUCUGGCAUGUUAGUUAGCAUAUUGGAAGAUGACCUUAGCCUAAUUGUUAGAAUAAAUGAGUUCAAAAUGAGAAACUUAAAACUUUGUUUCACAAAGCAAAGUAACACAGUUUAGCCUUUUCCUUUUUUUGCUAUUUGGUUAAGCCUUAUUUGCUGAUUUUUGACUCAAAUUCACAAGUAGUGGUAUUUUCCCAGAAAGUGUAUUUUCAGCAAAAUUAGCAUUUGCCAGUGUUCCCUUGUCCGUGUCUAAUUGGCAUUUCCUUUAUGAAGUGAGCUAAGCGCAAGAGGAACUUACAGUUGUAAGGAAUUCGGUGCCACCUCUCACUUUCUAUACCCAGCAUUCAGAUUACUCUUCUUUAAGAAUGGUUUUACACUUGGUGUACCUGGGCCAUGCUACUCAGGCAAUGCCUUUUUUUUUUUUUUUUUUUUACAAGCC